Messenger RNA from Trichomonas vaginalis G3, 2382 nucleotides. Its product is annotated as serine-type endopeptidase protein. Bases 1 to 2382 code for a protein of 793 amino acids. NCBI's taxonomy places the organism in Eukaryota, Parabasalia, Trichomonadida, Trichomonadidae. The transcript has a single exon. Gene Ontology annotation, molecular function: protein binding. The record is from RefSeq and is a predicted model, not a curated record.
AUGGAGAAACAAUAUUUACUGUUGGUGGUGUUGAUAUUGGUCUGCGCAUUAAUAACACUAUACAUUAUUUGGGACAAUUGUGGAAAUAUAAAAGACAAAGAUCUAUCAUCAUUCAAGACUUUGAAAUAUGUUUCAAUUAUGAAAAAAAUUGAUGGGGUUCAAUAUCUUAAAAUAACAAAUCAAGUUGAAAAUCGUAGAAAUUCAUCUGUUAAUUUUGAUUUGUUAGUUUUUUCGUUUAUUGCAAUUAAUGGAGAUGGGAAUAUAAUUUGCUUGGAUAUUAAUGGGAAAAAAGGUAUACUGUUUGUUGGUCAUAAAGGUGAUGUGAAUUUUUAUGUUAAUAAUUCCAAGUUUGUAACAAAUGUCGACUAUUUUUCUCAAUAUUGGGAUAGUGCUAUUAAAUUUAUAGAUCCGUGGUCUGCUUACUUUGAUCCUAAAUGGAUAGGAUUUAAUUUUGUUUGGAAUAAUCGCACAAUACAAGCAGGAGAAACUCAGAAUUACACAUACUGUGUCGGCUUCGGCCAAUAUGUUACCCAUCAAAUUAAUCUUUUAGUUCCAAUUGACGAACACCAGGACACAGGCAGCCAAUUUAUUAUUCAACUUUCUAUUGAUUCAACAGUUAAAAACUCCGUAUUUAAUAUUACUAGGAAAACAAAUUAUAUACAAAAGGAUAGAUAUGGUUAUAGUGAAAGAAUUCUUCAAAUUGAAGACAAAAAUUUCACAAAUCUUAUUGAUAAUGGAGACACGUACUUUUUGAAUGAUACAAUUAAUUUACCUAAAUCUCCAUUAGGAUUUUACAAUAUCACCUAUAUUCUUAAAGAUUUAGAUGGAUCAUACACACUCCACGUUCCAGUUAUUAAUAAAAAUCUCCCUCGCCUCACAGUACUUUCGAGCUUUAAAGAGAAUUAUACAUAUCCAGAAAUUUUUAGUUUUAAAGCUAAAAUCAAAGAUGAAGAAAAUGUAACUUUAAUAAUAAACCAAAUGGAAUAUAACAAAAAUUUUGAAUGUAAUGGAUCAGAGUUAGUUAUAGUCGAUAAUGUUUCAGUUUCAAGAAACCUUCGAAUCAAUGAGGUUUAUACAUGUAAUAUUUAUGCUAAAGAUUUGUAUGGUCAAAAAAGUGAAGUGUUUAACUUCACAUGUAGAGUAACUAAUUGUAUUAAUGGAUACUAUAAUUCUGGCUAUAUUAUUUGUACCGGAUGUGACUAUCCAUGCUCACAAUGCACUUCAAAAUAUUCGUGUACCGGGUGUUCAGAAGGUUACUUUUUAUAUAAAGAUAAAUGCAAAAAAGAUUGCAACAUGGGAACAUUCCCAAAUUAUAGUACCCGAAUAUGUGAUGCAUGCAAUAACACAUGCCAAUCAUGUGACAGUUUAUCAUAUUGCUAUUCUUGCAAAAAUGGUUAUUAUUUGGACAAUAACAAAUGCGCUAGGGAAUGUAGCCCAGGAAAAUACUUUCCAAAAGGCCAAAAUCGAUGUUAUUAUUGCAAUUACCCGUGCAAGGAAUGCGAUUUUUCAUCGACAAAUUGCACAAGCUGCAGAGAUGGAUAUUAUUUGCAAGGAAAUACAUGCGUGAGAUCAUGUAAUCUUGGAUUCUUUGCAAAUCACAUUACAAAAAUUUGUGAACCAUGUGAUGAAAAAUGUACAGAAUGUAAUGAAAGUGCUACAAAAUGCAGUAAAUGCACAGAUGGAUAUUACCUGAAAGAUACAGAGUGUGUUUCUUCAUGCGGUUCAAACUAUUAUCUUAAUGAAACCAUUAGAAGAUGUGAAUUUUGUCAAAGCUCUUGUUACGAAUGUUCUGGACCAUAUAGCAAUCAAUGCCUUUCUUGCACAGGAGAAUAUAAUUCUAGACAAGAUCUUCACCAGUGCUUGAAUAAUUGUGGUGAUUAUUAUUUUGGAAAUGAAAACAUAUGCAAGAAUUGCGCCGUAAAUUGUAAAAACUGUCAAUCUCAAACAGAAUGUAUUAAAUGUGAAGAAUCUUUUUAUUUACAAAAUGGCAAAUGCCAACCAAAGUGUAAUGAUCACAAUUAUGGUGAUAAUCAUAACAUCUGUCAUGAAUGCAGUAGGAAUUGUUCAUCAUGUAGUAUAUUACCAAACUUUUGUACCUCUUGUUAUGAAGGAUAUUUUCUUCAAGGGUCUAUAUGCGUUCAAAAUUGUGAAAAAGGUUAUUAUUCAAAUUCAAAAAGGGAAUGCGUGAGAUGCAUGUGUAAUUGUGAUGAAUGCAGUUCUCAGACGAAGUGUGAUAAAUGUAGUCCUGGAUUUUCUUGGAAUGGAAUUAGUUGCGUUAGCAAAUGUUUAAUUGUUGACAUUAGUAAGUUUUAUGAAUGCUUUGGAUGGAGUAGGGAGUUAAAAAUCAAUUUGAUAGUAAUUGUCUUAGGGUUUUCUAUUUGA